CAUGCCCGAUGGAAGCUUCAACAAUAUCCUUGAGCCUAACCUGGGUAAGGCGGGAACGCCUUACGCCAAGACCGUCAAGUCUACAAAGCGGCUCCAUGGUGUGCGACCAGACGCAAGCUUGCUUUUUGAUCUCUUGAUGGCCCGUGAAGAGGACGACUCCAAAGAAAACGAGGCGGGUCUCUCGUCUAUGCUUUUCUAUCAUGCGUCCAUUAUCAUCCAUGAUAUCUUUCGAACUCGACGCACAGAUAUGAACAAGUCCGACACCUCAUCGUACCUUGACUUGGCACCGCUCUAUGGCUCCUCUCUCACGGAUCAACUGGAGAUUCGCACCAUGGUGGAAGGUAAACUCAAGCCUGACACCUUUCACGAGAAACGUCUGCUUGGACAACCUGCGGGCGUCAACGUCAUGCUGGUUCUCUACAGCCGUUUCCACAACUACGUUGCAGAUAUUCUGCUCAAGAUCAACGAGAAUGGGCGUUUCACACUGGCAUGCACCAGCGAUGCGAGCCCAGAAGAUCAGGCCAAGGCAAAGGCCAAGCAGGACCAUGACCUCUUCAACACAGCUCGCCUGAUCGUCGGCGGAAUGUACAUCAACAUCUGCUUGCACGACUAUCUGCGCGCCGCGACGAAUACGCAUCAUUCAGACAGUGACUGGACACUUGACCCACGCAUUGAGAUCGGAAAACAGUAUGAUGGCGAAGGCGUUCCCCGUGGUGUUGGCAACCAGGUCAGCGUCGAGUUCAACCUACUUUACCGUUUCCACUCGUGCAUUUCGAAAAAGGACGAGCGUUGGAUGAAUGAUUUCUUUCUCAAGCUCUUCCCGGGUCGCAAAGCUGAUGAUUUAGAAAACAUCAGCUGGCACGAACUCGGAGCAGCCCUCGUGGACUUCGAAAAGAAAAUCCCGAAAGACCCCUCCGCUCGCACAUUCGCUGGUCUGGAGCGACAGGCAGACAACACCUUCAAGGACGAGGACCUCGCUCGGAUACUCAAAGAGGCCAUGGACGACCCUGCCGGCGCCUUCGGUGCCCGCAGAGUGCCUAAAGCUCUCAAGAUCGUAGAGGUCCAAGGUAUUCUCCAGGCCCGCAAGUGGCAGGUUGCGUCCCUCAAUGAAUUUCGCGACUUCUUUGGGCUUAAGAGGCACGAAAAGUUCGCGGACAUCAAUAAAGACCCUGAUAUUGCCCAUAUCUUGGAAAAGCUGUACACAGACCCCGACAUGGUUGAGCUCUAUCCUGGACUUAUGCUUGAAGAUAUCAAGCCUGCGCGCAACGCUGGCAGUGGCCUCUGCCCGCCGUUUACGGCCGGACGGGCCGUUCUCGCUGAUGCCAUCACCCUCGUGCGCUCCGACAGGUUCUACACUAUCGACUACAACGUUGCGACGCUGACAAACUGGGGCCACAAUGAGGUACAACAGGACUACAAGACCCUCGGUGGGUCGAUGCUGUACAAGCUCAUCCAACGCGGCCUUCCCGGCUGGUUCCCGUUCAAUUCGGUCGCCGUCAUGCAACCCAUGUACACGAAAAAGAUGAAUGAGACAAUUGCCAAGGAGAUUGGCACCAUCAAGCAGUAUACGCUGGACGACCCGAGGCCGCCGCGCAAGCGUGUUGUCCUCACCACUGCGGCUGCCAUCAAGCAGGUACUGGGUAACACCAAGCAAUUCGUGGUACCCUGGCUCUCGGGUUUAAACAAUGUCUUCCCUGGAGAAAAAGACUUCAGUUGGUUCAUGCUGGCUGGUGAUGAACCUCGCAACUUUGCCCAUCGUGCCAGUUUCAGCAAGGCAAUGGGCAAGGUGGAGAAUUUGCACGGCGCAGUGCACAAUUUCGUCCAGAAUAUCGGGAAACAGAUCAUCGACCAGGAGACAUUUCAGCUCAAGGAGGGCCUCAAUCAGAUUGAUCUGAUUCGGGAUGUGGCCAUUCCGCUCAAUGCGCGCCUGCUCGCUGAUCUAUUCUAUCUAGACAUGCGCAGCGACGAGAACCCGACAGGCAGCCUCAGCUCUACCGAGCUCUAUCGACACCUCAUCAACCUUAGAAUCUGGUGCAUCAACAAUGAUGAUCCUGCUCAGGCUUGGAAUCGUCGACGUCGUGCGCAAGAAGGUGCCAAGGUCAUGACCAAGUCUACCCGCCAGCUCGUUGACGAGGUGGUUCUGAACCGCGGCUAUGGCUUUGGCAUUACCAACGCCCUUUCUCACGUGGCGUCGCGGAGGGCUUAUCUCAAGAAGGGUUCACUACGUUCAUGCGGGUACCAGCUAGCCGAACAGUUGCUUGCUCAGGGCAGCUCGUCCGAGCGUGCGACCGAUGAGCUAUACCUGUCGGCUUUUGCAGGCGUCGGGGUGCCGGUCACUCUGUUCUACGAAGUCAUGGAGUACUUCCUACGCCCCGAAAACGCGGCUAUUUGGGCCGAGGUCCAAGUCCUCGCGAAGAAUGGCGCCCACGACUUACUUCACGAAUAUGUCAAAGAAGCGCAGCGUCUGACAAGCACGCAGCGCAACCUAAGAGUCGCGACGCAGCCAGCUGAGCUCGAGGGAAAGUCUGUCGAGCCGGGUAACAUUGUAAUAAUGCUACUUGGAGAGGCCGGGCGUGAUCCUAGAGAGGUUUCCGACCACGCCAAGUUCAAUCCGAAACGUGGAUCAGAUGGUAUCCGAGCGUAUGGCUAUGGCCAGCACGGCUGUCUUGGCAAAGAGGUAUCGGACGCUUUUGUGACUGGCCUGGUCCAGCUUGUGGCCGAUCUUAAACAGCUGCGACCUGCUCCCGGCCAGAUGGGCCGGGUGAAGACGAUCAAUCUUCCCACAGGCAAAGCGUAUCUCAACGACAGCUGGUCGUACCUUGCUUUUGAUGCCAGCACCUGGAAGGUACAUUUCAAUGGCCAUGGACAAGGUAAUUAUGAAGGAAACCGCGAGCCUACAGACCCUAUCGAUAUUCAGCAGCAUUACUAUAGUCUCCUCAAGCGGAAGGGGGGCUCUUGAAAGGACACACUGGAUUGCGGUUGGGGGUUAGCUACUAGCUUGCAACCGUUAGACGGCAAUGCAUUACGUCUCAAUAGAGCUACUAGUACCGCACAGAAGAAGAUAAUAGCAAUAACGAAAUUUCCAUUUAAUACG
Emericellopsis atlantica is the source of this 3094-nucleotide messenger RNA. RefSeq names its product linoleate diol synthase. The annotation marks the transcript as partial. The transcript is spliced from 4 exons. Gene Ontology annotation, molecular function: peroxidase activity; oxidoreductase activity, acting on paired donors, with incorporation or reduction of molecular oxygen; iron ion binding. Gene Ontology annotation, biological process: response to oxidative stress. The record is from RefSeq and is a predicted model, not a curated record. Lineage: Eukaryota; Fungi; Ascomycota; Sordariomycetes; Hypocreales; Bionectriaceae.